Messenger RNA from Vicia faba (fava bean), 1449 nucleotides. The record is from the annotation of a GenBank genome assembly. NCBI's taxonomy places the organism in Eukaryota, Viridiplantae, Streptophyta, Magnoliopsida, Fabales, Fabaceae.
AUGAUGUUACCUUUUGUCAUGCAGAUGUAUGCAGUGCAGUUUCAUCUAUUUGUCACGUGUGUUUUAUUUCUUAGCCGGGAGGGUUUCCGACGAGCAUGCAUGCGGAUGGAUAUAAAACGUGAUGAUACUUCAAUGGAAGAAGAUGUCGUGAAGCUAAUGAAAGUAGCGUGGAUGAGUGUCCCACUUGGCAUAUUUGUUACCAUUGUAGCUUGCCUUUUUGUCUUCUGGUGGCAACAAAUAAGUUAUUUUAGUCCUUAUGGGCAAGCUGUCUUGGUCAAUGGUUGUGCGUGCAUUUUGGAGCUGUUGGCCGAGCCUUUGUAUAUUCUUUCCCAGAACUUGGUCUUGCUUGAAUUACGGUUGAUGGUUGAGACAGUAGCUACAUUUUCACGGUGCAUGACAAUGUACUUUUUAAUUGUCAAGCUAACUGGAAUGGAAAAAUCAAUCAUAUUUGCGUUGUCACAGUCUGCUUAUGGAGCCUGCUUAUUUCUUGGUUAUUGGGGAUAUCUGCUUCUUUUUCGGAAACUUAGCUAUUCUUACCUUUUCCCAUUCAGAAAAGGAAACUUUUUUGGAUUUGACCAGCAGCUUUCGAAGAUGUGCACGCUGUUUACCUUUCAAUCGUUUCGAAAGCUGAUUCUUCAGGAAGGGGAGAAGAUAGUGCUUGUGUGGUUUGAUACACCAUAUAAUCAAGCUGUAUACGGCCUCGUGGAUAAAUUAGGUAGCUUAGUGGUGAGACUUGUCUUUUUACCAUUUGAAGAAAGUUCAUAUACAACAUUUGCAAGGUCUGCUUCAGGAGAAUACCCAGGAAAACACAAGAAAUUAGGAAAUUGCUUGACUGAAUCCCUCAAGUUGGUUUUGUUGAUUGGCGUUGUUUUCAUGGCAUUUGGCCCAAGUUAUUCUUACUCCCUCAUUAGAUUGUUGUAUGGAAAAAAAUGGAGUGAUGGAGAAGCAUCAAUUGUUCUCCGCUAUUAUUGCUUUUAUGUCAUUGUUUUGGCUAUGAAUGGAACAUCUGAAGCCUUUAUGCAUGCAGUUGCAACAGAGAACCAACUCAAGCGUUCAAAUGAUUCACUACUUGUAUUCUCUUUGAUCUCUGUGGUUCUGAAUGUCCUACUAAUAAAGCUAUAUGGGUCAGUUGGCUUGAUCAUGGCAAAUUCUCUCAAUAUGACUUUGAGGAUUUUAUAUUCUGCAAUGUUCAUAAAGGAUUACUUCAAGGGAUCUUCCUCCUUUUCUUUUCGUGGCUGCUUUCCUUCAGGAUGGGUUAUUCUGUUACUUUCAAGUGUAAUCACUCUCGUUUCCGAGAAUGUAGUUUUGGACCAAGAUAAUUUCUGGCCAACAUUGAUGAUCCAUUUCUCUGUUGGGCUGGCUUGCUUCUGCGUGUCAUCAUAUGUGAUCUAUUGCCGGGAAAAACCUUUCAUCAAGAAAAUUAUCCGCUUUCGGGACCACUCGGACUGA